ACAUGUCUGCGAAUUUGUUUAUUUCCUUACUUGUGGUUCUCUUUGCCAACUCGGCUCUUUCGGCGUUGGUUCCACGUAUCCAAAAUGACAAUGUUCAGUUGGAGCCCAUAAAUGACAAUAAAUACACACUUAGAAUUAAUCAGCUUGGCGCUGUGCGCGAGGAGAACGUGGAAGAGAUUGCACCUGGAGAGUUUCUAGUUAAGGGUCAGCUCAACCAGCAGUUUGAACCUCAAUCCGGAACUCUGAUUGUUACCUAUGAAGCUGGUCGUAAUGGCUAUAUAGCCAAGUACACCUAUGUUACAAAAGAAGGUCUGCAAAUACCAUUGGGACUUAGUCCAGAUGCAUUGAAAUCAAUAACUGGCUAA
Messenger RNA from Drosophila novamexicana, 365 nucleotides. RefSeq lists its product as uncharacterized. The record is from RefSeq and is a predicted model, not a curated record. Lineage: Eukaryota; Metazoa; Arthropoda; Insecta; Diptera; Drosophilidae. The transcript has 3 exons. The coding region runs from base 3 to 365 and encodes 120 amino acids.